Silurus meridionalis is the source of this 5129-nucleotide messenger RNA. It is a transcript of the gene slc9a6a, whose product is annotated as solute carrier family 9 member A6a. The record is from RefSeq and is a predicted model, not a curated record. The coding region runs from base 167 to 2224 and encodes 685 amino acids. Gene Ontology annotation, cellular component: membrane; recycling endosome. NCBI's taxonomy places the organism in Eukaryota, Metazoa, Chordata, Actinopteri, Siluriformes, Siluridae. Gene Ontology annotation, molecular function: sodium:proton antiporter activity. Gene Ontology annotation, biological process: proton transmembrane transport; sodium ion transport; regulation of pH. The transcript has 16 exons.
GAAAAUAUAUAAAGUUAGAUGUUUGGUUUCACACAUUUCUGCUUUUCCCGUUCUGUGACGCCACUUAAAAGGGGGCGGAGUCAGUGCAGGAAUCAGGAACAAUCUGUAUAUUAUAUAGUGAGCAGUCAUCCAACCUGUAAGGUUUUAACCUGAAAGCGAUGCCAACAUGCGCUCUCCGCGGAAACACUUCGCUACUAAAGGAGCGUGGGGGAAACUGCCCUUGUGCUUUUUGGCGAUUCUGUCAGUUUGUAUGUGUCUCUGCCGAGCAGAAUACAGUUCGAUGGAAAACAUCGUGACUGAGAAAAAGGCUGAAGAAAGCCAUCGACAGGACAGUGCCGACCUGCUAAUUUUCAUCCUACUCCUCACCCUCACCAUCCUCACAAUAUGGCUCUUCAAACACCGCAGAUUCAGGUUUUUACACGAGACUGGCCUGGCGAUGAUCUAUGGAUUGCUGGUUGGGGUUGUGCUGCGUUACGGGAUCCACGUGCCCCGUGACAUCAACAAUGUCACGAUGAGUUGCCAUGUCAAUGCCAGUCCACCCACGUUGCUGGUUAACGUAAGUGGCAAGUUCUACGAGUACACACUGAAGGGCCAGAUCAGCGCCAACGAGGUCAAAGAUGUCCAGGACAACGAGAUGCUUAGGAAGGUGACCUUUGACCCAGAGGUGUUUUUUAACAUUCUGCUGCCUCCAAUCAUAUUUCAUGCGGGAUACAGCUUAAAGCGGAGACAUUUUUUCAGGAACAUGGGCUCCAUUUUGGCCUAUGCCUUUGUUGGAACUGUGGUGUCCUGCUUCAUCAUUGGCUCACUGAUGUAUGGCUGUGUGACGCUUAUGAAGUAUACUGGCCAGCUGGCAGGAGACUUCUUCUUCACUGACUGCCUGUUCUUUGGUGCCAUCGUUUCAGCCACAGAUCCAGUGACCGUCCUGGCCAUUUUCAACGAUUUACAGGUGGAUGUCGACCUCUAUGCUCUGUUGUUUGGAGAGAGCGUGUUAAAUGAUGCUGUUGCUGUGGUGCUUUCCUCGUCUAUUGUUGCAUAUCAGCCCCAGGGAGACAACAGUCAUACAUUUGAAGCAAUGGCCAUGCUAAAGUCGUUUGGUGUCUUUCUGGGUGUCUUCAGUGGUUCCUUUGCUCUUGGAGUGGCUACUGGUAUAAUGACUGCCUUGGUUACCAAAUUUACCAAGUUGCGGGAUUUUCCACUGCUAGAAACGGCCCUCUUCUUCCUCAUGUCCUGGAGCACAUUCCUGUUGGCUGAGGCAUGUGGCUUUACAGGUGUGGUAGCGGUUCUUUUCUGUGGAAUUACCCAGGCUCAUUACACCUAUAACAACCUCUCCCCAGAGUCACAGGACCGGACCAAGCAAUUAUUUGAGCUGCUAAAUUUCCUGGCUGAGAACUUCAUCUUUUCCUACAUGGGCCUGACCCUGUUCACCUUCCAGAACCAUGUCUUCAACCCAAUUUUCAUCGUGGGAGCAUUUUUGGCCAUUUUCUUGGGCCGUGCAGCUAAUAUUUACCCGCUCUCCUUCCUGCUCAACUUGGGCCGCAGGAACAAAAUAGGUUCCAACUUACAGCACAUGAUGAUGUUUGCAGGUCUCAGAGGGGCCAUGACUUUUGCCCUUUCUAUCAGAGACACAGCCACAUACGCACAACAGAUGAUGUUCUCCACCACACUGCUGGUGGUUUUCCUCACUGUUUGGGUAUGCGGAGGAGGCACCACUCAGAUGUUGUCUUUCCAGCGCAUCCGUGUUGGAGUGGACUCGGACCAGGACAAUUCGAUUGGCCCCCUUGACGGAUUGGAGAGGAGGAGCACCAAACAGGAGAGUGCUUGGUUGUUUAGAAUUUGGUACAACUUUGACCACAACUAUCUUAAACCCAUUCUGACUCACAGCGGGCCUCCACUCACAGCCACCCUGCCAUCCUGCUGUGGUCCACUGGCCCGAUGCCUCACCAGCCCACAGGCGUGUGAGAACGAGGGCCAGCUGAAGGACGAUGAUUCAGACCUUAUCCUGAACGACGGGGACAUCAGCCUGACUUAUGGGGACAUCGCGGUUAGCACUGAUGCGACAGGCGCACACAUGAUCAGCAUUCCGGCCGGUGCAGCGGGCGUCUACUCUGAUGAGGCUCUGGACCGAGAGUUGACCUUUGGCGACCACGAGCUGGUGAUUCGAGGCACGCGCCUUGUGCUACCCAUGGAUGAUUCAGAGCCGCCUCUACGCCACCGGGAGAUUUGAGCUGCAUGUAAAUUAAAUCUUGAAGGAAGUCAAAGGCUUUCCUGCCCCUCUUUCCAUCACCAACACAGUCUGGAGCGAUCUCUCUCUCUCUCUCUCUCUCUCUCUCUCUCUCUCUCUCUCUCUCUAUCACUACCACUAUCUUCUUUCUGAAGUAGCUGGUUUGAUGUCUCUACCUCAUUCGUCGUUUUGUUUUUGCUUCUCUAAACACGACUUGUGAAACCAUGUCAGUUCUUGCCAUCCAUUUUUUUUGCCAUUUUUGUCCGCACAGCUUGACUGUUAAACAUUAUGGCAUCUUCAGGCAGUGUGACAUUGUCUGUCUCAGAGGGUUAGAGUGAGAAGCGAUAGAGCAGUGCUUUCUUGUCUGCAUAAUAAGGUGUGAAAUAGCUGUCCAUGCAAAUUCUUGCUUCCUGUUGGUGUGUGAGACAUAGUUCAAAAAGUGUAUUCAGGCUUGGGCAGUGGAAAAAAAAUGCUCUUAGACUUUCAAACCGCCUUCUUUAUCUGAACAUCAGAUCAGAGGCAUGGUACCCUGAUGGCUCAGUGUUUGUUAUGUGGUUGCAAUCAAGUGCCUGUCGAAUGUAAUUUUGACCUAUUCUUGGAGCAAAACAACACUGCCAUCCACUAGAGGGAGGCCUUGUAUCUUAAUACUGAACUUUGUGCUGUCAGCUUCAAUUUGGCAACAUGAGGGACUUGCUGUAGUUUUGACUGGCUGCUGAGGGAUGUCUGUACAAUCAGAAGGCCCAGAGCUCACCUACUGACCUUAGACUGUGACUCCGGCGGUCUUACUUCAAAGAACAGAAACAUGUAUAUGGUGUAAAGUGUUCUUUCAGUGGGAUUCAUGGUACAAAAUCUGAGGCUAUGUCUUUCUGAUUUGUUUGCAUUUCACAGUCACAAAAGAUCAAUAUUAAUUUUACCUGCUCUACUACUGAAAUGUCAUGUUUAACAGUGAAUGACAAAUGAUGUGUCAUCUGUAUUACUAAUAUCAACCAAAUAAUAGAUAAAAAAAAAGAGGAUUUUUACCAGUGCUAGUGCAGACCUGUUAAGGUCUAAAGAAGAACAUUUCACAGCAUUGUGUUAGAUUUUUUUUGUAGGCCUUUUGAUGUACUAACCUUUGCAUGAGGUGUGCUAUGUGGAGAUGCAUCUUUGUGGGUUUUUUUGCGCCAUUUUGCAUUUUUAUAGCGAAUUGAAACAUCGUCGUCCAGGUUGGCGUGUUAUGUCACUGCAGCACAAAUUAUUUAUGUUUUUUUUUUCCUAAGUUUAGAGAGAGUAUGGAUGAAGGAGAAUUUUAAGCAUGAUAUUAAAGGGCUGAAUGAACAGGUAUUAAUACUGUUUUAAUAUAGUUCUUUUGGUGGGGAAAAAAGUCUAGAGGAAAUCGACCAUUUCCUGUUUGAGUGAAAUGUUAGGGUGUGGUGCAGCGAUGAGAUGAACAACGGCACUGAUGGUGUGUGAGCGCAACUGCGUGUUUGUUGCAGUUGUACUAAAUUGUAUGUAUGUAUGAGAUGGAUAAAAAAAUGUCUUGAUUUUUAAUACACUGUCUAUUAAAAAGGAUAUGAAUUCAGUUUAAAAAGGUGUGAACAACCCAUUAAGAGAUUUUUGUGUUGCAUUUAUGUAUCUUAAGAGUGUGUGUGUGUGUGUGUGUGUGUGUGUGUGUGUGUGUGUGAAUGCUCAAAAAAACAAGCUGACUUUCUAGAAGGGUGGUGGUUGCCUUUAAUGGAAUGCACUCAUAAUGCAAUGGGUCUUCUGAAUGAAACAGUAAAAUAAGACACUGUAUGUGUUAGAAUGUUGCUGUAGAUCUAGGCCCUUGAUGAAAAAAGCAAGAGAGGAGAUGAUGCAGAGAAUGAGUGAUGGGCGUCUAAAAGAAGAGUGAACAAGCUUUCAGUAUAGCGUUAUCUCCUGCUGUGCAGGAUAUUUUCCCAGAGGGCAAUGUAGCAUUCCUGUAGGCCUGCCUCUAGAUAACAUGGCCCACAGAAACAGAGUGUUUAUAUUUGCAUGGUUACCAAAUGAAGGAAUUCAGUAUGCUUGCAGUCUUCGCACUUUGUUUAGCUUUUUAUGUCUUGAAGUAUCAAAUUAUUUUAUUGUCUGAUGGUAAAUGAUUUUUAGGUUAAAAUGGCAUAAAGAUGAACAGACCUGCUGUUAGACUGAGAUCAGCUUUGCUCAUUUGUCACGUGAAGAGAGGAUUUUAGCAGAUACGCUUUUCUCCGUAUGUUACCUUAAUAUCUAAGAGUAGCAGUCUAGCAAUGUCAUAAAUAUAUCAUACAUUUAUGAGCAAGAAUAAUUGCAAACUUGCAGCCAGUGUCUUUACUUGAACCAGUGUACUCUUUUGAUUGGCCAUUCGCCUGUGAGGUUUAAAAAAAAACCCAAUUGAGCUCAAAAUGUUAUUACUUAAAAUGAGCAAGAUUUGUUUUGUAUGUUGUUCCUGAAAUGUGUUGUAACUUCCCUAAAGACUUAAUUGAUGAAUAAAAGCCACCUAGUUACUGUUGUCAUUUCUGUUGAUGGAAAAUAUUUCUUUAAGUAAAGUGUAUUUCCUCUCCAUGUCUGUUACAUAUUUUUGAUCUUGAGUUUCUUGAGCAAUGAGGGAUCAGGUUCUGCUUAUUACAGAGUGGUAAGUCUGUGUUUAGCUCUACUGUUCUUCUGCUGCUUGUCCAGGAUAACGUAUAAUCAGCUUCGUUGUCCAUGGCCACUCAAACACUUUUAUAUGAGUGAUCGCUUGUCCUAAUUGUUUGACCUAUAACAGAAAGAAGCAGAUCAACUUGCAGAUUUGCCUAUGUUGUGUUUUUACUGAUGCUAGUCACAUCAUGUGCAGUCUCUGUUAUUACAUGUCGCAGGUACUGACUGUUUACAUAUGUGUAAAUACGAUCAUCUGUUCAUGUGCGUGCAAUGAUCAAUAAAUAGAAGCCUGUGAUUUCAA